AUGGCGCAGGAAAGGUCAAAAGUCCCAGAUCACGAGAGCGUAACACAAGAAAACCAAGAACAAGAGACGCCGCCAGCAACACAGCGAACAGGAGCAGUACCGUGUAUUUCUCCACCAGAGAUCCUAGGCGAAAAAUUCGCACCUUACAACCCCACCUCAUGGCCCAAGAUCCCCUCUGGACUCCCUUCUGAUCUGUGGACCCCCAUACAAUGCGCACCCGCUAACUUCACGCCCGACCACUUUCUUUCCGUGUGCCAUAAUCUACUCGAAAACCCCAAUCUCACCGCCUCGCAUCUUUCGCGUGCAGAGCUCUCGUACACCAGCUUCACGGACGCAACAUUCAACCCGCAGGCCGAGACGCCCGAGGAACUCGCUAACAUCAUCAAGCACCUACGCCCAGAAUGCCGGCCACGGCUAAUCCGAGGCGGACUGCCAGGAUACACACUUGACUACACAGUUGUGCGGAAACUGGUGCCACGGAAUCCUAAGUUGGACGAUGCACUUAUGCAGACUUGUCAUUUGUUUGUUUCAGAAGAGGAUAUCACGGUGACUACUGUGGAUGAAGAAAAAGAAGAGACGGUCAAGGCAGAAAGACACAUGGUCAUUUACAUUCCGCAUGUUGACGACACCGACAGUGGUGCCGAAGCGAUUCCCUACUACCAUCCCAAAGUCCGCGCUUUGGCAAUCCUGUACACGUAUUUUCCUACGAAAUCUGACGCACCCUCUGGCCUGGAGUCACCGGGCUUGCUAUCUGUCUACUACAACCUUUUUCCUCAAGUACCACUGGACAAUCGACUCGAGCGCACAGCACUCAAGCUUGCAGAGAUCAUACACAAGCAUGCGCGCGGUCGACAGGCAGGCUACAGGAAACGCGUGCAUCAUGAUCGGAUAAUCGGACAAAAACGAUUCCAAGACACGUAUGCAUAUCUCAAGGGCAAAUACGCAAAGGAUCUCAUCACCGCAUGGAUCGAGCAAACACCACCCGAGAAACAUGUCUUCGAGGAUCUAGGCAUCGCCGCCUUUCUUGAGGAACUCUGGGUAGACAUGUACGGCGGCGAAGCCAACUCCGAAGUACCCGACGACGAAGUAUCUAAAUCUGAAAGAAAGAAGGCAGCACAAUCAAACUUCCCCGGCUUCGUAGACAUCGGCUGCGGCAACGGCCUCCUCGUUUCCAUCUUAACCACCCAAGGCUGGUCCGGCUGGGGUUUCGACGCGCGCAGCAGAAAAUCCUGGGAUACAUUCCCUCCAUCGCACGCUGAAAAACUCAAGGAAAUGCUACUCGUACCAGCUAUCAUCCAAGCCUCUCCUUCUCUUUCACCAAUCACGCCUGAAACCCUUUCGUCCACGACAACAACGACACCCCACCACAGCGGCAUCUUCCCCCCAAAAACCUUCAUAAUCAGCAAUCAUGCCGACGAACUCACACCCUGGACUCCUCUUCUCGCAUAUCUGAAUUCCUCACCUUUCAUCGCUAUACCAUGCUGCAGCCAUGAUCUAGGCGGCACACGGUUCCGUGCGCCGGUGCAUGCUAAACACCUUGUUGCAGACCCGGCGACUGAGAAGGCACGGAAGAAGAACAAGCAGCCAUCGGCGUAUGCGAGUCUUUGCUCGUGGGUGUGUCAUUUGGCGGAGGAGACGGGGUUUGAGGUUGAGAAGGAGUAUUUGAGGAUUCCUAGUACGAGGAAUGUGGCAGUGGUGGGGAGGAGGCAGGUAGUACAUAAGGAAGGGGAUAUGCAAGGCGGUGAUUUGGAGAUGGAAAAGAGAAUGAGUUUCUUGAAGGAAUUGGUUGAAAAGGAGAUGGGUGAGUUGAGUGUUGAGCAAGUAGGGAGUAUGUGGAUGAACAGUGGGGAUGGGUUACUGAAGCCAGGAAAAGGCGGACAUUGA
This is a messenger RNA of Bipolaris victoriae FI3, 1884 nucleotides long. RefSeq lists its product as hypothetical. Gene Ontology annotation, molecular function: tRNA (uridine) methyltransferase activity. The coding region runs from base 1 to 1884 and encodes 627 amino acids. Lineage: Eukaryota; Fungi; Ascomycota; Dothideomycetes; Pleosporales; Pleosporaceae. Gene Ontology annotation, biological process: tRNA methylation. The transcript has a single exon. The record is from RefSeq and is a predicted model, not a curated record.